CCUUCUUCCGCUCAUCUUCCCCGCCUAUGAGCCCAGCUGAAAAGUCUUUGCCGCAAGGUUUUCCCGCAUCGCAUGGAGCACUCGACUAUUCCAAGCGCACGCACAAGACCGAACUUAUCUCAGGUUUUAUUUGUGUUAUUAAAUUCGAUACGGUGGGAGUAAAAGGUCUGCUUGAGCCCCACAUUAGUAAUCUAAGUAUAUUCGCCGUUCAUAUUUCAGGACUUCCACGUUCACGCGUUGUUCUAGAGGCAUUUCACGCGUCGAAGAAUAUUGGAGGUAGACCCACGGGCCACCAGCCUUCCUGUGCGCUCAGUAGAUCGGUCAGUGUGUCGCGUGAAGCUUGUGGUGCAUUUUGGCGGAGGAUCUUCGUAUUCUGCAUCGACUCAGGUGUUAUAAUUUCAAACAGAAUCAAAAUGACUUCCUCACCGGCUAUUAUUCAAAAAGAGAAGACAAACUCGAAAUCAUCUUCCAACGCUACUCUAUCCCAGCAAACCAAAGGUAAUCCCUUGGACCAGAGGAACACACCGCCACUAACAGCCUGGUGGAGGGUAUUCAAACUAGUCAACCUAAUGAUGCAAACCAGAUGUUAGGGUUUCCGAAGCUCUUAACGAUAGUUCACACCUAGCCCUAAUACCUAUAACGAGGAAUUUGGAGAAAUUUAGAAUUGUAAAAUAGAUGUGGGUUGUUCCUUCGAGCCUACCUAGUACGAGCCUGUACUAUAAGAUCCAUUCUCACAUUCCGAAUAACUGUUGUUGCAAUUCUAGAGGGUUAAAAUCAAUGUCAAGAAAAGAAUCUUCAUAUCGUGUAAAAUUUCUAGUUUUUUAUUUCUCAAAUUAUUCGACAUAAAAAUGAAUUUCAGGAUCUUUAUUGACUUAUUAAUGAUACCAGUUACACGUGAUAUUGAAUGUAAGUUCAUGAUAUGUUCUAAUUGAACUCACCAAUUCAGAAGAAUGAUGUAAAAUUACAUUAACAUUUUAAUAUGUAUAUAAUCUGAUUCAAGAUUAGUUAUGUUUGAAUUAACCUUAAAUAUUUAUUUUUAUUAUUGAUAACAAUUCCUUAUUUUACAUUACUUACUCGAGGUUAUGUUAUAGCAAUAAUUCAAAUUAUUCUUAUUGAUUUGAUAUGAUGACAACCGAUUUUAAGAUAGCAUAGUUCUAGCUAAAGAUAUCCGUCUUCAAAAAUUACUUUUGAAGUAACAUUACAGUCGUUAUACUAACACAAAAAGUUGAAAUAUACUAUCAUGUUCAUAAUAUCCUUCCAAUAAAUUUUCAAACGGGUUUUGAAUGCAAUUGUUAUGAUUUUUAAUGAUGCAUGUUGAAUUUAUAUGAUUAAAUAUAUAUAUUUGAAAUAGAGAAAUACACUGAUUGUUAGAGA
Molecule: messenger RNA, 1374 nt
Organism: Harmonia axyridis
Lineage: Eukaryota; Metazoa; Arthropoda; Insecta; Coleoptera; Coccinellidae
Exons: 2
Coding region: 27-590 (187 amino acids)
Source: RefSeq, a predicted model, not a curated record